This is a messenger RNA of Ricinus communis (castor bean), 2438 nucleotides long. RefSeq names its product acyl-protein thioesterase 2. Gene Ontology annotation, molecular function: hydrolase activity. Lineage: Eukaryota; Viridiplantae; Streptophyta; Magnoliopsida; Malpighiales; Euphorbiaceae. The coding region runs from base 1360 to 2136 and encodes 258 amino acids. The transcript is spliced from 9 exons. The record is from RefSeq and is a predicted model, not a curated record.
GAUUGGAAAAAGAAUAUAGGAUGAUAUGGUGGUGACAUAGAAAUCAUUUCAGAGGAGGCCUGGUUUUGGAUUAUUAUGUGUUUAUGGUGUCCUCAAUCUCAUGAGUAUAAAGAAACAAAACUUUUACUGGUGGGGACUUUGAGCCUAGCAGCAACUAGCAACCAAACAGAUAUAAUGGCAAGCAUCAAAGCAGCCCCAAAAAGAAAAAAAUGGAAGGAGAGGGAAAAAGUUCACAUCCUUUUUCCACUAUCAUUCUCUCCCCUUUUCUUCUUCUUCUUCUUUUCCUUUUCUUUUUUUUUUUUUAUUUUUUAAUCCAGAAAAUGAACCUAUAUGUAUGUGUCGAAUUUAAAAACUUCACUUUCAAUUUUUUUUAAUCAAUCAAAAGGAUUAGUUCUUCAAGUUUUCCUUAUAAUUAGUAUUAAUUAUAGAAUUUAUUUUGGCCGAAAGAUUUAGAGUUUUGACUUUUCUUUCAACUAAGAUCAUUUAAAUUAUCAGUUUUUCCAGUGAGAGAUGCUAAAGGGCCAAAAGUAAUGAUGCUCAACCAUUUGGCUCCAUUAAAUAAAGAAGUAAAAAUUUUAAAAAGAAAUUCUUAGGGUGAAAACUGAAAACCCCACAUUUACUAUAGUACGCCCUAGUUGAGUUCUUUAAUUUCCUAAUGUUAAUGACUGCACCUAUAACAUCAGGUUUUUUUUUGUUUGUUUGUCAAUGAAAAAAAUUGAAAGCUUUGAAGCUUAUUGUAGCUUUGGCCUUUGUGGUUAAUGGGUAUCUAUCAAUCAUGAGAAAUUCAUAAACAAAUGAUUGAAGAAAAGAUAUUUUCUAUUUUACAAACCUGGAUUAUUCUUUCUAGUUUUCAGUAAUAUUCUUGAGAGCUGUUGUUGAUUGUUGUUUUUGUUGUUGAUAGUUUAGUAUUUUUUUCCUUUAAAAAAAAAAAAAAACUUUAUUUUUAAAGCCAGUGCCCACAAGCAUAGAUUCUCUCUAUGUUGCAAAUCUCAGAGCUUCACCUCUUUCCUAGCUGGUUGGCUCAGGAAUGGAUGAUUGUGCUCUUCUCUGCUUGGAUUGUGUCUGUUCUUGAAAAGAUUUUCUGCUUUUUUUCUUCUUGUCCUUUUUACCCUCUCCUUUUAAUGGAUGCCUUCCUCUUUUUUGAGUUUCUAUUUGGUUUUAGACACCAAUAUAUUGCUGGUGUACACACUACAUAUUAAUUAGUAGUAGUGAUAGAUUUGCAUAUUCACCUGUUUUAUUCCUUUUUCCACUCUAUAAAUAGGUAUUAUUUUGCUGGAUGUUCUUCAUUGCAGCAGCACCUCCUCUUCAGUUGUUAUUCAUUGCUAAUAGGUUGGCUGGCUGUUUAGUUGCAUCACCAAAAUGAGCUAUCAACAACAUCCUUCUGUGGGUUCUGGUAGUAGAACUGCCAGAAGAACUUUUGAGUUUGGGAGGACUUAUGUGGUGAGGCCUAAAGGGAAACAUCAAGCCACUAUUGUCUGGUUGCACGGUCUUGGUGAUAAUGGCUCAAGCUGGUCCCAGCUCCUGGAAAGCCUUCCUCUUCCAAAUAUUAAAUGGAUUUGUCCAACUGCUCCAACACGUCCGGUGGCACUUCUGGGUGGAUUUCCUUGCACUGCAUGGUUUGAUGUGGGAGAGAUAUCAGAAAAUAGUCCAGAUGAUUGGGAAGGUUUAGAUGCGUCAGCAGCACAUAUUGCAAAUUUACUGUCAACAGAGCCAACUGAUGUUAAAGUCGGCAUCGGAGGCUUCAGUAUGGGUGCUGCAAUAGCACUUUACUCUGCAACUUGUGCUGCCCUGGGACGAUAUGGUAAUGGCAACCUGUACCCUAUUAACCUCAGGGCAGUUGUUGGUCUAAGUGGCUGGCUUCCUGGUUCAAGGAGCUUAAGGAGCAAAAUAGAAGGGCUGAAUGAAGCUGUGAGGCGUGCUGCAUCCUUGCCGAUUUUGCUGUGUCAUGGAACAAGUGAUGAUGUGGUCUCCUAUAAUUAUGGAGAGAAAUCUGCUCACUCCUUAAAUACUGCAGGCUUUCGACAUCUCACAUUCAAACCAUACGAAGGGCUUGGGCAUUACACAGUUCCUAAAGAAAUGGAUGAGGUUCGUAAUUGGCUGUCAGCAAAACUGAACCUUGAGGGAUCACGCGCAUAGAACAAGCACAUAAUGGACUUGUAGUUGGAGCUAAAGAGGAUGAAAAUAGGGAUCAAUAAUGUGAGAAGGGAAAGAAACGGAUUUGUAUAAGUAGGUAGUAAAUAGAAUGGGUAUAUGGUAUAGAUAACCCUCCUAAUUCCCUUUUUGUCUCCUUUCCUCUCCUGAAGAAUAAAGCUUGGGAUGUCUUUUAUUUUUUUUACUUUGCUUGUAGAAUUUAGCAGUAAUAUAAGUAGCAAGUUUUGCUCAUCGAGCAUUUUGUAUUAGCUUGAUAUAAUGUUUCAAUCUACUAGUUUGGCUCAUAA